Acaulospora colombiana is the source of this 1149-nucleotide messenger RNA. The record is from the annotation of a GenBank genome assembly. Lineage: Eukaryota; Fungi; Glomeromycota; Glomeromycetes; Diversisporales; Acaulosporaceae.
AUGAAACUUAUGAAGAAUAUUAUUAAAGGAAAAUUGAACCCAAAGAAGGGUAAAAAAAAUUCGGAAGUCACAAUUAGCGACGCAUCAAAACAAAGUGAGGGCGAGCAUCCCGAUACGGAUUAUGAAAAUGCCGAGGAAGACGUUGAAGAUUCGCAUGAAUCGGACGAAGCUUCUGAUGAUGAAUCAGAUGAUAAUAAAAGUAAAGUAAAUGGAGACUCUAACAAAUAUAACCAUGCCGUAUUAAAUGAACAUGAUAGCGAAGUGAAGCACGACUUUGAAGUUAAAGAUGAUGUUGUGAAAGAAGAUUCAAACCAACCUAAUGGUGAAAUGAAUCCCAAAUAUGACAUUAACAAUAAUUCCGUGGAGAAAGAAGCAGAAGAACCUGACGUAAAUUCUGUAAAUGAUAAUAAUUCACAUACCAGUGAACAUUUUAGCAGUUCCGAUUUAGGGGAAGGGUCUGAGAAAAAAAAUUUUGACGCAGUUGAAGAACACGAGAGUGAUACUUCUGCUACGGGCGGCGACUUUAAAAGUCAAAUGGAUAUCGAUAAAAGUGGAGGUUCAACUGUCGGGAAUUCCGAAGAUACCGAAGAAAGUGAAGGAUCAACCAUCCAAGACGUUGUGACAACUGAGAAAUUUUCUGAAAACGAGAGAAGAGAAAAAGAUGAGCAAAAAGAUUCUUGGGGUGAACAGGAAAAAAAGGAAUACGAAUCUGAAUGGGAUCGACCGAUUGGAGAUCCCAACAUUUCUCCUGCAUGGAAUUUUUUUGAAAAAUUUAAAGAAAUCGACGGAUUUCAACUUGAAAACCCAACUAAAGGCGAUCUUCUAUCAGGGAACAAUCUGGUUGUAUCUCGGGAUAGGUCAAGUUUACCUGCGUACAGUGAAAAACAACUCACUCCUGUUCGUCGUGGAUUACCUCCGGAGCUUUUCGCCAACGGUUUGUACGUGGGUGAGAUUGAUCAGCUUCCGCCGAUGGGUCAUGUUUAUUAUAUGUUUGGGUGGUAUGCGGAAAAUAUGUUUGUCCAGAUAGCCAACAAAAUCCAGUUUAUUGAUAGAAUAACUAGAGUACCAGUGAGCGACUGGUUCCUUUGGCUCUUUUCGCUGAAGAGUUGGAUGGGUAUUAAGGAUGAAGGAAAAAGAAUAGGUAGUUAA